Messenger RNA from Notolabrus celidotus (New Zealand spotty), 4277 nucleotides. It is a transcript of the gene inpp5d, whose product is annotated as inositol polyphosphate-5-phosphatase D. Bases 253 to 3555 code for a protein of 1100 amino acids. The transcript has 27 exons. Gene Ontology annotation, molecular function: phosphatase activity. Gene Ontology annotation, biological process: phosphatidylinositol dephosphorylation. The record is from RefSeq and is a predicted model, not a curated record. Lineage: Eukaryota; Metazoa; Chordata; Actinopteri; Labriformes; Labridae.
AGUCAUACCGCAGGCAGAGCAGAGGCACCAGGGCCCUCCUCUCUAGGCUAAAAUGAGGAAGUUCAUAGUCAAGUUGGUCACAGCUUCCUUUUACAGCGUUCAGAGGCAGAGCAUGAACAAGUGAAAGAAAGGACUUGAAAGUACGCAACAUGAAAAAAUGAAAUAGCCUGAAAGAAAAGUCUUCUUUAGUUUGAAUGUAGUUGUAGAGCAGAUGCAAAACUCUUGAGCUCAGACUCUCUGGUAAGAAGCAGGAUGCCAAGUUAUCAGCCUUGGUGCCAUGGUAAUUUAACUCGAUCCAAAGCUGAGGUUCUACUUUCCACAGCAGAGAGAGAUGGAAGCUUCCUUAUCCGGGACAGUGAGUCCAUACAGGGAGCUUAUGCCCUCUGUGUUUUAUACCAGAACUGUGUUUACACGUACAGAAUCCUGCCCAAUGAGGAAAGGAAGCUCUCUGUCCAGGCAUCUGAUGGAGUUCCUAUCAGGUUCUUCUCUAUGCUGCCUGAGCUGGUGGAGGCUUACUACAGUCCCAACAUGGGUCUUAUCACACACCUGCAGUAUCCUGUCCAGAGGGAGGAGGAGGUAGAGGAGGCGCCAGAAUCCAAUCUUCCACCACAGCUUCCACCCAGGAACUUUGGAGCCAAUGAUGUGAAAGACACGGACCCCAGGUUUUCUGAGCUGGCGUGUAAUUCCGUAUCAGAAACCUACCUGACGAGACUGCAGCACAUGGACCUAUCCUCAAUCCCAGAGGAGCACCAGAUAGCUAUCCAAGAAUACUUCAGGACCUCGAUCUCCUCCGACGCUGACCACGCGCAGAAUGGUUACCCGACUCUGCCUGGGCUAAAGAAGCUAACAAUGUCGAUCUGCAAGAACUUAAACAGUGAAAUUUCCAGAGUCCUGCCGACUCUGGACGCCUUCCAAAGGGUGUUGGACCAACAGCUCUCCCCAGGGAUCGGACAUUUUCCUAAACAUAUGUCUGCUGAUUCAGGUCAGUUCGUAUCCUUUAGGCUCGAGCAACUGACAAAACUGCUUUACUCAAUAGAAGACAAGGCUAAGAGUUUUGUUUUUGAGUCUGUUGGACAUGAAGGAGGUCACAGGAAAUCUCUCAUACCGCCUGUUGUUUUUGAGGUCAAGCAAGACUCUCUGGGUAUUUCCACAAAGAUGUUUCUGAAAGUGGAUGUUGAAAGCGGGAAGCUCUACUUCAAGAAGUCGAAAGAUGGGCCUGAGGACAAAUACUUUGUGCACAACAAAAUCCUGCAGUUGGUGAAAUCUCAGAAGAUGCACGCCAAACUUGCCAUCACAGUGGAGACGGAGAAAGAGAAGACACUGCGUAAAGAGUUUGUGUUUGACAACACAAAGAAAAGGGAGGGUUUUUGCCAACUUCUUCAACAAAUGAAGAACAAGCACUCUGAAAAGCUUGAGCCUGACAUGAUCACAGUGUUUGUUGGCACUUGGAACAUGGGUAAUGCCGGUGCUCCCCACAACAUCAACUCCUGGUUUCAGUGUAAGGGCCAAGGCAAGACACGAGACGACACAGCUGAUCAAAUCCCUCAUGACUUCUAUGUGAUCGGAAGUCAGGAGGAUCCUCUGGGAGAGAGGGAGUGGUCGGAUACGGUGAAAGGUGUCCUGAGAAACAUCACAAACAUCAGCUUUAAACAGGUGGCGAUCCACACUCUGUGGAACAUUCGGAUCAUCGUUCUGGCCAAGCCUGAGCACGAAAACAGGAUCUCCCAUGUUUUCUCAGACAGCGUGAAGACGGGGAUCGCUAACACUCUGGGAAAUAAGGGAGCGGUGGGAGUGUCCUUCAUGUUCAACGGGACAUCUUUUGGCUUUGUCAACAGUCACCUCACCUCUGGAAGUGAGAAGAAGCUCAGACGCAAUCAAAACUACAUUAACAUCCUGAGAUUUCUCAAUCUGGGAGAUAAGAAGCUCAAUCCAUUUGACAUCACACAUCGGUUCACACAUCUCUUCUGGCUUGGCGAUUUGAAUUAUCGUGUUGAGUUACCUUCCACGGAAGCUGAGUACAUCGUGACAAAGAUCAAACAGCAGCAGUAUCAGGAGCUCCUCAGCAGAGACCAGCUCAGCAUGGAGAGGGAUGACGGGAAGGUCUUCUUACAUUUCGAGGAGGAGGAAAUCACGUUUGCUCCCACAUACCGCUUUGAAAGAGACACACGAGAGAAGUAUGCCUACACAAAGGCCAAGGCCACAGGGACUAAAUAUAAUUUGCCUUCCUGGUGUGAUCGUGUCUUGAGGAAGUCGUACCCUCUGGUCCAUGUGGUCUGCCAAGCAUACGGGUGCACUAAUGACAUCAUGACGAGUGACCACUCUCCAGUUUUUGCCUCGUUUGAAGUUGGAGUGGCCUCCCAGUUUGUCUCCAAGCAAGAUCUAAACAGUGCGCCAGGAGGUGGGAUACAGAUCAUGAACUGUGUGGCCAUCUUGUCUACAAAAUCAAAGACCAAGUUCUUCAUCGAGUACCACUCCAGCUGCUUAGAGAAAACAGUCAAGACGUCAGAGGGAGAGAACAUGGAGCACAUGGAUGGGUCGAUAAAAGUUUGGUUUGGCAACCAAGUUCAGCUCACACCAAUCAUCUCUGACCCUGAGUACCUUUUGGACCAACACAUCCUCAUCUGUGUGAAGUCGACAGACUGUGAUGAGUCAUAUGGAGAGGGUUGUGUCGCGCUGAGAGCUGCACAGUUCUGCUACACAGAGUUUCAGAUCACACUGACUCAUCACGGAGAGAAGACAGGAACUCUGACAGGUGGCAUUCAGUUACACACCUCUGAAGGCAAACCCACAGAGAAGCUAUACGAUUUCAUCAAAGUCGAAAAGGACGACACGGUCACCUCGAAAGGCAAAGGCGGUGACUCAAACAAGUCUUCUGUCACCCAGGCACUUGAUAUUUCUAACCCCAAUUACAUGGGAGUGUCCUUCCAAAAAGGUUGCGUAAUAGAUAAAGGUUGGAGUUACAGCAUGCCACCGAAAAAUUCUCCAAUGUUCGGGCAAGGGAGUAAGGAGCCAAAGAAGGGUGAUGUGGGCUCACGCAGUCCAACGGGGAAACCUCUGAAUCCUACGGGUGAGGGUGAACAGGCGUCAGAGAUGUUUGACAAUCCGUUAUAUGGUGCAAUGGGAAAAUCACAUUCUCGGGGAAAAGACCAAGACCACCAGCAGAAGGAUCAGCUCAUACCUCCAGAUCCCUUCUUCACAAGCUCCAAAGCAGCAGAUGCAGACUCCGAUCGCCCCCCUAUGCCCACACCCCGCAACCGCUCCUUCACCUGCUCUGAGACCAAACCCCAGCCGCCAAACCAGAUCAGCCCGAACCCCUCAGUGUACAAGAAACCAGUGGUGCCUUCGCGCUCCGAAGGAGGGAUGGGACUAAACCGGCCUCCUCUGCCUUCCAAAGCUCGACCAGGUGUGCCGGAGCCCCAGAUCACAAAAUCCAGAGACUACAGAGACAGCUCCGAACUCCCCUGCAAACUCAGACUCCCAGCAAGACCCGGCCAGCCACAGCCUCCCAAAGACACUUACUCUGAAGUUUCCAAGCCGGGCCGCUCUGUAAAGUGAAACCAGGCUGCAGCAGAGUUUACAGCUUCCUUCAUGAAAUGUAUCACACAUGAGUUAAAGUACCUGUCAACCAAAUACUUCUACAUUUGGGGGGAAGUUUGCUUCUGUAGUCAUUUAUUUACCAAAAGAUAGAGAAGAAGAGAGAAACCAUGGUCAUAUCUAUACGUUAUACGUGAAGCCGUUGCUUGCUGGAUUAGCUGAGUUUAGGGAACAAAUAAUACAGCCAGCUGGACGUCUGAGGUACUCAUGAAAAAAAUCCUUCUGGACAAAUCAAACAACCCUCCCCCUGAAGUAAAUCUUACUGCUAAGCUUUGCUAGCUGCACUUUAAAUAAUGACGGAUCCAUGUUGUUGUGCUCUUAAAAUUGUGACCUGUGCCUGUAGUGUUGAAGGUAAUGCAUAGCUUAAUGUAUCAUGUACUGACAUGAGCAUGUUAUCCAUCUCGUCUAUUUUCCAGUCAAGAAAGCAAAAAGCGUACUCAACAAAGUGUCAACCUUCUUCUGCAUUAAUAUGAUUUAAAUAUAAAACAGACUAGAUUUUUGUGAAGCUCGCUCUGAAAGAAGAAGUCCUGUUCCUCUGCUUAUAAAUAGUUCUGUUACAUGAAGAUUUCAACAGUCACCAGUAGCAAAUGAAUGUUUACCACACAGUGUUAGCUUCUACAGAUAUAUUUGCCUUGGAGAUGUACAAUAAACGCUCAAAUAAAUACUUACCAGACUGUUCUUGA